This is a messenger RNA of Ectocarpus siliculosus, 1067 nucleotides long. NCBI's taxonomy places the organism in Eukaryota, Phaeophyceae, Ectocarpales, Ectocarpaceae. The record is from the annotation of a GenBank genome assembly.
CAGCAGGAACUCCACCGGUAGAGAUGCCUGGGCGACCCACGUGUGCGCUGGUGGUGCUGGGGCUGGCUUGCUCUACGCGCGGCGGGGAUGGGUUCGUGGGGCCAACUGCAGGUGGCAGGCCGCGAGCAGCGUUGGCCAGGGGUCGGGCGGCAAUAACCCGGGCCACAACAGCACCAUCUCGCCGAUCGGCGGGGCUCGUGAGGAUGGCGACUGACCAGGAAAAGGAAGGAGUUGCCACCGAGGAGCCAAAGGAUGAGCUUGGCGACGACAAGCUUAUCUACGACGCUCGGAGCGGGCGAUUCUACGAGAAGAAGCUGGAGGAGGUUUGCCGAGAGGAGUACUGCGCGAUCGAUGAAACCACCGGCAAGCCGAUGCUGCUGACGACCGGGGAGAAGGAGCGUAUCUUCACCGACGCCAUCCAGAGCUUCUACUACAACCAGCGGCAGAUGCUGGACGACGACGACUUCGACAAGCUUAAGGAGGAUCUCGCGUGGGAGGGAAGCCCGGUGGUUUUGAUGAACCGAGACGAGCAGCUGUUCAUGAGUGCCAUGGCAGCCUACAGUCGCGGCGACAAGAUUAUCGAUGACGAGGAGUUCGACAGGCUGAAGGCGUCUCUCAGAGAGUCCGGCAGCGUCGUAGCCGUCAGCACGGAGCCCAAGUGCUAUAUCGACACGGGUAUUUGCACCGUAACCUUCCAGGAGGACCUCUUCCGGCGGUUUGCAACGUACUUGCCAGCAAACUUUAUCUUCGGCCUCGCUUUCCUAGGCGCCUCGUGGCAGAUCAUCGAGCCCAUCCGGUACCUCAACCCCCUCGCGACACUGCUGCUUCUCACGGCCCCCACCAUCGCGGCAAGCAAGAAAUUCACCGACCUCUGCCUUUACCAGGACAACGGGACAGUGGCAUCAGGACCCUGCCCCUCGUGCGGGGCGCAAAACCGAGUCUUCUUCGGGAGCAUGCUGGGGGUGAAGGGAAACAUAGACGAUUCCGAGUUCAAGUGCGACAACUGCGGCGAAAUCAUCAAGAUCCGCCGCGCGGACUUGCGCGCUCGUACCCUCCCCAAGUUGUAA